AUGAGCUCUACCACAACCACUGCUUCGACCACCGUCUCUCGCAGAGACGCGGCCUCGUCGCCGUCGUCGGCGCCCGAUGCGACCUCGUCGUCAGUCUCGUUACCAUCAGACAAGGAGAUUUGGCCGGCCGCGGCGUCUAUGCCAGACCCGGACCCCAUCAAAGUCGUGCCGCCUCCCUGGACGCUCAACGGCGAUGUCUACUGCAUCUCGUGGUGGACUUCGGGGGCCGCCGCUAGAAAGCUGCCAAAGCACGCUUAUUCGCCGCUUGAGGCAGGCACCGAUUUUGCCAACCCUCCUGGCAGCCACCCCGUUGGGGGCCUCAGUAUGAUCCAGAUUAUCCGGUACCGAGACUCUCCCGUCGGUCCGUACGACGAGCUGUUGGUCGUUCCCGGCUCUUUCGAUUGGUCCCGUGACGGCCCGGACGGCCGCCGGGAGGUGGGGCGCAAUCCCCGGAUCACUCGCAUCUACGUCUCUCAAAAACACACAUGUUACAACGGCCGCGUCAACUGGAAUUGUCCCAAACAUCUGGCCAGGUUUGAUUGGGAUUACGGCCCGAACGACUCGGUUUCAGUCAAGGUCUAUCCGCAUGACACCACUGACGACAUCACGGAGUCCAAGCCUAGUCCACUCCCCUUCUUCCAGGCCACCUUCAAGCCCGUCUCUUACGUGCCUUCUUUCCCUUUCGCCACUCGAUGGGCCAAUUACUUCGGCUUCGAGACCACACUCGCCAUGCCGCCGGUGCCGCAGGGUGAGGGGAGCCAAGGGGAGCUACCGAGCACAGACGUGUGGUGCAAAGUCAUCCCGCUGCAGUACAGCCGAACGACGCGCGCCGGCUGGUUCGACAUGUCCAUGCGUGACGAGAAGGGCGAGCUCAUCGGAGAGUACGAGAACUUCUGGCCAGGCAUGGGCCGCUGGCAGCUCGGGGUUAAGAUGGAGAAUGCCGAGCUGAGUUUCGACCAUGCCACCGAGACUUGGAAGCCGAUGAAGUCGAGGGCGCACCUCUAA
This is a messenger RNA of Purpureocillium lilacinum, 1005 nucleotides long. RefSeq lists its product as uncharacterized. The record is from RefSeq and is a predicted model, not a curated record. Lineage: Eukaryota; Fungi; Ascomycota; Sordariomycetes; Hypocreales; Ophiocordycipitaceae.